Harpegnathos saltator (Jerdon's jumping ant) is the source of this 1592-nucleotide messenger RNA. Its product is annotated as odorant receptor 13a. Gene Ontology annotation, biological process: detection of chemical stimulus involved in sensory perception of smell; sensory perception of smell. The record is from RefSeq and is a predicted model, not a curated record. Bases 302 to 1474 code for a protein of 390 amino acids. Gene Ontology annotation, molecular function: olfactory receptor activity; odorant binding. Gene Ontology annotation, cellular component: plasma membrane. NCBI's taxonomy places the organism in Eukaryota, Metazoa, Arthropoda, Insecta, Hymenoptera, Formicidae. The transcript has 9 exons.
UGGGGGAAAAACAAAAAGAAAGAAAACACCGAUUGUGGAGCGUCGGUUGCAGCUAUGCUUCAACGAUUACAGAGUUGCAUGUUGAGGAAAAUGCAACUCGCUACUCAUGAAUAUGUGAUACUUCGCGUAUUCGCAAAGUACUACAACUUAUCGCGCACGUUACCUGACGACUUCGUAGCGCUAUUAAAUUGAUUUCCUUUUGAUACUGUCUCAAGAGAAUACGCAAUGAGCCCUUUUAAGCGUAAAUAUUCGACGAGAUGUAUGUUUGUUUCGCAGUGUCCCUUUGAUGACCUGAAAGAAAAUGUCUUUCUAUGACAAUCACUACUAUCAUCUCAACAAACGACUUUUGUCCAUCAUCGGCCAAUGGCCGUAUCAAUCGCGUCUGGAGAGUAAUAUGAUGUUCGGCAUCACGCUAUUCUUCACUGGCAGUUUGACAUUCUUGGAGGGAUGGGGUCUGGUAAGCGGCAUAACAGAUCUGAGCAUCAUCAUGGAGAACGCGUCGCCGAUGCUGGUGAACAUCUUCAUCUUUGUGAAACUGCUCAAUUAUUUCUUCAAUAAGUAUAAAAUGAAAGAACUUCUGGAUCACGUCGAGGAGACCUGGAAGAUGAUGCAAGUGGGUCCACGUAAUGAAAUAUUGCGGAGCUACGCGGAACAAAAUAAAGUCUAUACGAUAAGAUACACGUUGGCUUUGUACACGAUGUGGAUCUUGUACUCGACGACGCCGCUCAUCGUCAGCUGGACAUACAAGCUUCUGCCGAUUAACGCGACCUACACGGCCCGAUUUCUCUAUCGUUUGGAACACGUUUGUGACGUGGACAAGUACUUCAAUCUGCUGAUGCUGCAUGGCUUCAUCAGCGUGUUCUACAUAGUAUCAGUGCCGAUCGCGGUCGACGCGAUGUUUAUACUUUGCAUCCAGCAUGUCUGCGCGUUGUUCGAGAUCAUAAAGUACGACAUGGAGCGCAUACAAGGUUCGGAUUUCGUGACGCUUGAGCCGGAUAUUGCGGACGACAUCGGGUAUCAUAAAAUAAUCGAGUGCAUUAAAUUGCACGACCAAGCGUUCAAAUUUUCCGAAUUGCUCUCAUUCGCUUACGCAACGUCCUACCUUUUUCUACUAGGAAGUGUGAUCAUAUGCAUCAGUUUCAGCUCGGCUGAGUUGCUCAUGGUGGAUCUUCAGUUUGACGAAAUUGCCAGAUUUUCCGCCUCUAAUAUAGCUCAAUUGUUACACAUAUAUUAUCUGAGUUGGAUGUGUCAGCGAUUGCUCGAUUACAGUGGCGAUCUUCAUAAAGUAAUUUACAGUUGCAACUGGUAUACGAUUUCAAUGAGAUCUAGACAACUGUUAAAAUUCAUGUUGAUGCGUGCCACUAAACCGUGUCAAAUAAAAGCUGGAAAGAUGUACGUAAUGUCGAUGGAGAAUUUCAGCUCGAUUUUGCAAGUAUCUGUAUCUUACUUCACUAUGCUCACGUCACUGCAAUAAUUUUGUUAUAAUCAAUAAACUCAAUGAAACUAUACAGCGCAAUAAAAUUAUACAACCUGUUUAAGACGGUAUUGUCGUUUAGAAAUUUGAAAAAAUCGAUUUUGAGUUUUUUGGAUUU